GUGAGUUGCAACCUUUAUUUGUGUCCCCUCAGCUCGACUGAAAGUCAUGGCAGGUCCUGACCUGAUAAGAACUGUCCUGUACACAAUGAAUAACCUUUUACAGCAGGAGAAAUACAAAGCAGCCUUGGCAGUAGUGAAAGGAUUCAGGAACGGAGCUGUAUAUGGAGCAAAGAUCAGAGCACCACAUGCCCUGGUUAUGACAUUUCUGUUUAGAAGCGGCAGUUUGAAAGACAAACUUCGGGCCAUUUUGAAAGCCACCUACACUCACUCCAGGAACCUGGCGUGCUUCGUCUUCACAUACAAAGGACUUCAAGCCUUACAGCAGAAGAUCCAAGGAAAGAGUCUGCAGUCCCACUCCUUCCUCGCUGCCUGUGUUGGAGGAUGGCUGGUGUUCGGAGACAACAACAAUAUUAACAGCCAGAUCAAUAUGUACCUACUGUCCAGAAUCCUGUUCGCCUUGUCUCGGCUGGCUGUCGAAAAAGGAUUCAUCCCUGCACCAAAACAAGACCCCUUCCCACUCUUUGCCACACUGGUGUGGGGCAUCGUGUUGUGGUUGUUCGAGUAUUACCCGCACACCCUCCAACCCUCCCUUCAGUCCUCCAUGAAUUAUCUUUACCAUGACAGCAAUGUGUGGCACGACAUCUCGGACUUCCUGGUUUAUAAUAAGCCAAGGACUGCUGGUUCUCAGAAAUAAAGCUUAAGGCUUUUUUCUUCACUGAUUCCUUUCAUCUUUUUGAUGGAAUGAUUGUAUAAUUAUUUUAUAAUUAAAAUGUCAUGUAUCAUUAAUUGUUGCCUUUUUUUACUUUAUCUUGAUAUGACACUGUACCCCAUACCAUUUAAUGACACUGUUUUCAUUUAUUUAACUGUGUAUAUGAAAUUUCAUCAUAUUUUCAAAGCCCUUCUUUCACUUCCAAUGCAGGAUACCUUGUAGAAAAUGGAAAAAAAGAAAGAAAAUGGGCUUAAUUUUAAACCAGGGAAUAUCAUCUUGUUGGUUUAAAAGUUUGAGAAAGAAAAAGUUUGAUAAAUAGGUGAUUUGGGAUUAAAAUAGAAAGUAUUACACCUGGGUAUGUGUAUUCUUUAUUGUAUAUUGUCUCAUUAUAAAAUUCAACAACUUGCAAACAUUUAUGGAAACUAAAUAACCUGACUCAAAUUAAUCACAAAAUGAUGAAUCAAUUAAAGAAAUAAAUGGUUCUAUGAA
This is a messenger RNA of Girardinichthys multiradiatus, 1198 nucleotides long. RefSeq names its product peroxisomal membrane protein 4 (gene pxmp4). Lineage: Eukaryota; Metazoa; Chordata; Actinopteri; Cyprinodontiformes; Goodeidae. The record is from RefSeq and is a predicted model, not a curated record. Bases 47 to 694 code for a protein of 215 amino acids. The transcript is spliced from 4 exons. Gene Ontology annotation, cellular component: peroxisomal membrane.